This is a messenger RNA of Camponotus floridanus (Florida carpenter ant), 537 nucleotides long. RefSeq lists its product as uncharacterized. The record is from RefSeq and is a predicted model, not a curated record. The coding region runs from base 130 to 420 and encodes 96 amino acids. The transcript is spliced from 3 exons. NCBI's taxonomy places the organism in Eukaryota, Metazoa, Arthropoda, Insecta, Hymenoptera, Formicidae.
GGACGAGUCUACUUUUUACGGUAUCCCCCGAGACCUCUAUAAGUACGAGGAGACGGAGGCCGGAGUGCAUUGACGCAGAGUAUCCCGCUCCCGAGUACAUCCACGCAGAAUCCUCGUUCAAAGUUCAUCAUGUUGCGAUUCAUCCUCGUCGUUGGUAUUCUCGGCCUGGCCUGGUCCGCGCCAGCCCCGAAACCGCUCACCCUUGUCUCCGAGCUGAAAACCCCGGCAUCGACCGCCAAACUCGCGCCACUCGCCGUUGCGCCGAUCGCCGCACCUGUCAUUGCACCGAUCUCCCGGAUCGCGUACGCCGCGCCCGUUUUAUCGCAGGUAUCACCGUAUGCUUACACUUAUUCCGCACCGAUCGCCGAGGUCCCGUCGAGUUACUCGAUCGAGCAGCAUGGAUACCAUAUUACCUACUGACUGAAAAAAUCAUCGGAUCGGUAGCCGUCGACCUCAGUGAAGCCCGUGUGAAAGUUUGUGUAGCAGUUCGCAGCUUGUCUCCUCAUCGAUAAUCAUCGUCUAUCGUGUAACCUCAUC